Molecule: messenger RNA, 571 nt
Organism: Zonotrichia leucophrys gambelii
Lineage: Eukaryota; Metazoa; Chordata; Aves; Passeriformes; Passerellidae
Gene: GPHA2
Product: glycoprotein hormone subunit alpha 2
Exons: 3
Coding region: 80-463 (127 amino acids)
Biological process (GO): cell surface receptor signaling pathway
Molecular function (GO): hormone receptor binding
Source: RefSeq, a predicted model, not a curated record
GGAGGAACCGGGGGAUGGGGGGGAGGCCCGGGCGGGGUUUGGGGGUCCCGGGGGGUCCCGGGGGGGUCCCGGAUCCGCCAUGGCCGCCCGGAGCUUCCUCCUCAUCCUCCUCAUCUUCCUCAUCCUCCCGCUGCCGCCCCCGGCCGCCACCGAGACCCCCGGGCCGGGCUGCCGCCUGCGCCGGGUCCCGCUGCCCCUGCCGAGAGGGGCGGAGCGAUGCCGCUCGGGGGGCGUGGCCUGGCUAGGCGCAUGCGCGGGGCACUGCGAGUCGAGCGCCGGCCCCGCCCCCCUCGCGCUGCUGGAGGCCGGAGGGCGGAGCCUGCUGGCGCAGGCGCGGUGCUGCACCAUGGAGCACGUGACACGGGUGCAGCUCACCUUGCGCUGCCCGGGCGGGUCCCGGCGGCUCCGGACGGUCUCGGCCACGUCCUGCAGGUGCGACCUGUGCCGGGGGGGCCGCUACUGACCGGAGUGACCGGAACCGACCGGGACCGACCCAGGACCGAACCGGGACUGACACGGGACUGCCCCCAAAAAUCCUUUAUUGACACAAAAAUCUUUUAUUGCUGGCUAA